Molecule: messenger RNA, 1666 nt
Organism: Nothobranchius furzeri (turquoise killifish)
Lineage: Eukaryota; Metazoa; Chordata; Actinopteri; Cyprinodontiformes; Nothobranchiidae
Gene: fsbp
Product: fibrinogen silencer-binding protein
Source: RefSeq, a predicted model, not a curated record
GACCGAGCUGAAAGUAGGUCGGGCUGGACUUAAGCGGCUUAGCUACGUCAGCCUAAGCUGAGAGGAAUUCAUCCAAAGCCCUCCUCGGUAGGCGGGGGCCUAAACGAGGCUGGCCUAGUUAAGCCUGAUUCUUAUUGUAAGCAGCACUGCCAGUUUUUCUUGGUUUAGCGUAGCUGUGAGAGGACCCAGGACCAGAGUUUGUAGCCACAGUUCAUAGCCAGUGAUGGAUCUGGACAAGGAGAGAGCCAUUUAGUCAUAAAUUAGAGUUAGGCCUUUGUGCCAUCGUGGAUCAAAAGAGAGCAGAGGGGAUAAAACAGAAAGAAAAGGCAGCUGAGCAAAGUGAGGAGCCACUGAGAGAGGGUCCUAGGCCUGACUGGGACUGUGGAGGUCCACUAUGCUAUAGGAUGGCGUCCAGCGCGGUGUUUCUGUCCAGCAUGGUGGGCAAAGCUCGCUCUUCCAACUUCACCCUCUCUGAGAAGCUGGACCUGUUGAAGUUGGUUCGCCCUCACAUCCGCAUCCUGGAGGAGCACACCAACAAACACGCCGUCAUCGUGGACAAGAACAAGUGCUGGGACACCAUCGCAGAGCAGUACAACGCCUUGGGAGGGGACAGGCCCCACAGGACCGCUCAGGGCCUCAGGACUCUCUACAAGAGGCUGAAGGAGUCAGCCAAACAGGAAGUGAUGCAGAGGAGACACGCCCAGCCAGAGUACAGAGUGAGCAUCUCAGAGCCAACCAGGAGGAUUAUGGAGAUGAUCCCUCACCUGUUUCACCAUGUGCCCAUACAUGAGAAGGACCAGGUUCUACGCAGGUUAAUUUACAAGCACAACUCUCCUGCCGAGCAUCCUGGCAGCAGGUCCUCCCUGGCUGGAGUCCAGGAUUACUCUGUAGCUCUUCCAAGUACCCCUCAUGAGGUUGUCCAUCAGCUGGACCCUGUAGAGGACGUAAAACCACCGCCAGAACUCCCCAUCGUCCCCUCACACACAGGGCCAGGGGUGGAUGGGGUGCAAGAGCAAGAGCAGGAUCUAAGUAGCACCCACAACUAUGAAGCGUCCCUGUCUCCCUCUCCGUCGUCCGUUAACAUCGCCCUCUCUGCAUCGCCGCUGCCGCUACAGCACGACGACUACUCAGGAGACUUCUACCCUCACCAUGAGUCAGACAGGUGUCGUCCUCUUCACCUGGUUAAAGAGGAGCACGAUUUGGUGUUAGCCAAUCACAGGAAGGUUGCUCUCUACCUGGAGGAGAAGAGGGAGGGUCUGAAGAGGAAGCAGGAACUGGAGGAGGAACUUCUGAAAGCCAAAAUCAAAGUGGAGAAGCUAAAGGCAGCUCGACUGAGACACGGGCUGCCAGCUCCUCUAUAGAAAGAAAGAACACGCACACUAACAUUCACCUUUACAAAGGGAGGGACUCCGACGUUUGCUGUUUCUGGCGAACAGUCAAGAUUCAUGUUUGAGAGCAAAGUUUGUAUUUUUUCAAACGUAGUGCCUCACAUAGACUUAGAUAAUUAGCUUGUUUACUGUAUUUGCUUCAUUCAUAGAUAUCGGUGUUAACGAGCGUUUCAGACCAGAUCCCAUUAGGGGAAAAAACGUCAACACGUCAUGAGCAGUUGGGCUGAACGAACCAUCACACGUUUAAUUUAAAUUUUUAAAGAUUUGUUCACUGAGAA